Molecule: messenger RNA, 3164 nt
Organism: Moneuplotes crassus
Lineage: Eukaryota; Ciliophora; Spirotrichea; Euplotida; Euplotidae
Source: the annotation of a GenBank genome assembly
AUGGACGAUUUUGAAUUGAAAGAUUUAGGGAUCCCAGAUCCCACUUUCCAAGGUGACAACAUCUUCUCAACCAACCUUGAGAAGAAGAAGACAGAUAAUGUGAUUAUUGCCGAAGUUAACCCAUGCCAGAUGGACUUUGAGUUCAACUCCCAAGAAGACGAUAAGACUACUUCUCUGGAGGAGGAAUACGAAACGAUCAUGGGGCAGUUUUACGCGGAACUCCCUGAUGACCGGAAGUUCAAGCAUUGGGCUGACAACAUCAUUUGUACCCCUUACAUUGAGGAUUCCCUGAGGAAGGUCCUGAUCACUAGAGAUUAUGACUCAUUAAAAUCCUUACAAGGAACUUUAGGCAUCAAGUCUGGAUACCUCAUCAUGCUAAUCAACUGGAUCAGUGAUGGCAACAUCAAGAAAGCUGAUGAUGAAAGCAAGCUCAAUAAGAAGUAUACCGAACCGGUUGGGAAAUACCCUAGGAUAGAGUAUCACAAGAGUAAGACUCUUUCUGCUGAACAGAAGGCUAUGAGAUUACAAAAGGAUUUGAAAAAAGCCUUAGGCAAAGAACUUAUCUUCAGAGAUCAUCAUGAAGUCAAGAGGUUUAUUGAACAUUUGGAGCAUUGCUAUAGGAUGCCUAUGACUAAAAAGUUUUUCAUUAACUAUCUUGGGUUAUACAGCUACACAUGUGGGCAUAAAAAGUUCUUCAAAGAUUGCCCCUUCAUGAUAAAAUUCACUCGCUACAAUGAGGCUCAUUUCCCCAUCUUAGUAAAAUCCCAUCUUCUCCACUCCCACGACCCAUGGGGGAGUCCACCAAAGCCUUCUCCUCCAAAAGCCAUUUCUAAAGCCUCCAGAAGCCAACUCGAAAUAGACAAUAUCUCUUCAGAUAAGCCAUUCAUACUGCACAAAUUUCCAAAAAAUCCCAUCAAAAUUACCAAAAAGACACAACUCAGGGCUAAAACUCCAAAACCAAAAGCAAAGAAAAAGCCUAAAAUUGCUAAAAAGAAGCUUCUGAUUGAGUCUGAAGAUGACUCUGAAAACACAACUAGUGAAGUAGAGUACGCCACAGAGGAAAGCGAUGACCUCAAACCUGAAGAAUUAGCGGUUAACACACAUGCUAAAAUUGAGAAGCCUAAACCCAAGCCGAAAGUUGCUAAGAGAAAACCUGUAGAACUUAAGGAUGAUGACAAAGACACAGAUCCUACUUUUGGCGAGAUAGAUGACUUCUUUGGACAAGUAAAAGGAGAGCAAAUGGAUUUGAAUAAUACUGAGGAAGUCCAGAUUAGCCUGAUUGAUAAAGCAAAUCGUUCUAAAUUAAAUCCUGACAUUUCCAAAGAUAUGACAGACCUUUUAGCUAAGUACAUCCCUGGAAAAUUAAUAGAGAUCCCUGAAGAAGUAGCCUCUGAAAUUCAGUUUAAGUCUAUAUGUGGCAUUGACCAAGCCACUAUUGAGGAUGAUGCUAUCAAGGAUAUCUACCAAACUAAGGUUCCUACUUAUGAAGAGCAAUUCAGAUGAAGACAUGCCAUGCAAAACUGAGUGAAAGAUUCCAAGAAGAACUUAAAAGUUCUGUACGAAUUCAUGACUUUACAAGAGCUAUUGGACAAAAAUUACAAGAAAACUCAAAAGAGCUACAUGAUCACAUCUGAAGAAAGCGAGGAAUGACUUGGCAUGUACAUUGACCUAAAGAAGCAUAAAAACUCGGACUUGGUCGAAGGCGCAUAUUUCAUCGAUACACAGUCAAAGAUAGAAAUAGCAUAUGAAACAAAAUGUGUGUUUGUCUACCAAAUUGAUCGAUUUGAGGAGUUGGUGCUAAAAGCAAUUUUCCUCUUCAAAAAGUACGAGGAAACCCUGAUUAAACAGUUCCUUGGACAACUCAAGGAGACUAGUGGUGAUAUCGAAGAAAUUUCAGUCAAUCUUGACGAGAAGUUCAUCUCUGCUAUCAAACUAUUCUCCAAAGAAAAUCCUUGCAAUUAUUUUAUAUGAGAGAAACAUUUGACAGAGGACACUCAAAAAGUGAUUAAAAUAACCAGCUAUAUCCAAAAAAUGACCGAAGAUAAAUAUGAUUUCAAAGAAGAAAAGGCUAAAAAGUUGAGAGACCAAACUGAAUUACAUGAAAUUGCCCAUAAAAUCUCUGCGAAGCUCGACUCCCUCUGGAGUAAAUAUGAAAAACAGUUGAAAUACUCCAAAAUUAUCAGCAAGAGGGUGAUUACCAGGUACGAAACCUGGUGUGAGGACAACAAGAAGUUGCUUAACAAAGAUUUCAGUGAAGUAUUCAAAACUCUCAUUGAGCCCCUUCCCAUCAACCGAAAGAAUAUUAAUGAAGCGAUCUGGAGCUUGCUUGGGUUUAACCCAAAAUGUGUUAUAAAGACCUUUAUGAAGGAUUCAGAUCAGAUAACAAAUGAUUCAAAACCAACCCAAGAUGAAGCAACUUUGUCUUUACUCUGUAAGACCUACACUCCUCCUGUUGCUCACAAGAUCUUUAUGAACUAUCUCAUGGGAAAAAUGUGAACAGUAGAGAUCCCAAAUAUAGAACCAGGUGACAACAGUAUUCCUUUGAUCAUCAUAAAAGAGCCAAACUUUGGAGAGGAAGCCAAAGGUUCUACCAAAAAGAGCCAGAGUUUUAAGAAGUACAUUAUUCACCCACAAACAUUAGUCUGAAAUUGCCCAGAGUUUAAGCCAAAAAAAAGCUGCCUGAAUUCACAAAAUGGCAUACAUGUUCCAAGGAGUGCAGUUACCAAUAGAGCCAAUAGUAGCUAAUAACCUGUUGAUUCCUGAAAAAUUCAAGAUUAAGAAAGUAUCAAGACUCAAACUCCUCUUUUCCAAAAUCUUAGCAGAGCUUACGGACACUAAGAUUGCAGAGGAGAAGAGUAGCCUCUUAAGGAUGGCUAAAGUAGUCCAAGAAUUCCAAGGAUCCCAACAAGACUCUCCUCCCUCUCAAGCAGAUCCUCUCGAGGAAUCUGGCAAAAUCCAAGAAGGUUCUUCACCUGAGCCCACUUCAUUACUCCCUAAUCCAGUUGCAGAACCCCAAGAGGAGUCCAAAGAGGAGCCUAAAGAGGACUCUAAAGAAGACUCUUUAAUCCCUUCACUUGAAAAUACCUCUGCUGAAAUGAUCACUGCUUUCGAUGGCUUCGCAAAACCCCCUUCAAAAGUCCGAAAAAGAGACCAGAAAACUCUCU